Molecule: messenger RNA, 1488 nt
Organism: Cucumis melo (muskmelon)
Lineage: Eukaryota; Viridiplantae; Streptophyta; Magnoliopsida; Cucurbitales; Cucurbitaceae
Gene: ADH1
Product: alcohol dehydrogenase 1
Biological process (GO): formaldehyde catabolic process
Cellular component (GO): cytosol
Molecular function (GO): zinc ion binding; S-(hydroxymethyl)glutathione dehydrogenase [NAD(P)+] activity
Source: RefSeq, marked provisional
UCCCAAAAUUCAAAUCCUUUUACCUAUAAAUACUCUCACUCACUUCUUCCUUCAUCAUCAUCGUCGUCAUUUCUCUUUCUAACCCAAAUUAAAUUUUGUUUCUCUCUCUCUCUCUCUUCAAAUCCCUUUCACCAUAACCCACAACUAUGUCCACUGCCGGUCAGGUCAUCAAAUGCAAAGCUGCUGUGGCUUGGGAGGCCGGAAAGCCACUUGUCAUUGAAGAAGUUGAAGUGGCACCACCGCAAGCUAAUGAAGUCCGAUUGAAGAUCCUUUUCACGUCUCUCUGUCAUACCGAUGUUUAUUUCUGGGAAGCCAAGGGACAAACCCCAUUGUUUCCUCGUAUUUUUGGACAUGAGGCUGGAGGAAUUGUUGAGAGUGUUGGAGAAGGAGUGAAAGAUCUUCAACCAGGAGAUCAUGUUCUUCCUAUUUUCACUGGUGAAUGUGGGGAUUGUAGUCAUUGUCAAUCUGAAGAAAGCAAUAUGUGUGAUCUUCUUCGAAUCAAUACCGAUCGUGGAGUUAUGAUCAGUGAUGGCAAAACUAGAUUCUCCAAAAAUGGACAACCCAUUCAUCAUUUUGUUGGAACCUCCACUUUUAGUGAAUACACUGUUGUUCAUGUUGGUUGCUUGGCUAAGAUCAACCCUGCUGCCCCUCUUGACAAAGUUUGUGUUCUUAGCUGCGGCAUUUCCACAGGCCUUGGUGCCACUUUGAAUGUUGCAAAGCCUAAAAAGGGUCAAUCUGUUGCGAUCUUCGGACUUGGAGCUGUUGGACUUGCUGCUGCUGAAGGAGCAAGAAUUGCUGGUGCGUCUAGGAUCAUUGGUGUUGAUCUGAACCCGGCUCGAUUCGAAGAAGCAAAGAAAUUUGGUUGCAAUGAAUUUGUGAAUCCAAAGGAUCACAACAAGCCAGUUCAAGAGGUGAUUGCUGAGAUGACGAACGGAGGAGUUGACCGAAGCGUCGAGUGUACGGGAAGCAUCCAAGCAAUGAUCGCAGCAUUUGAAUGCGUUCACGAUGGGUGGGGUGUUGCUGUUCUUGUGGGAGUCCCAAACAAAGACGAUGCAUUCAAAACUCAUCCUAUGAAUUUCCUUAACGAAAGAACUCUAAAGGGUACAUUCUUCGGCAACUACAAACCCCGAACCGACAUUCCGGGGGUGGUCGAGAAGUACUUGAACAAGGAGCUGGAAUUGGAGAAGUUCAUUACACAUACAGUGUCAUUUUCUGAGAUCAACAAGGCGUUUGAUUACAUGCUGAAAGGGGAGUCGAUUCGAUGCAUUAUUAGAAUGGAUAAUUGAAAUAAUAACUGUGGGAUGAGAUGAAAAUAAGGGAAUAAGAUUAUGUGGUGAUUGAAAGAGGCUGGAGAGUUCUGUUUUUCCUUAUUUCUUUCUAAGUUUGUGUUUGAUGUUUUCUGAGAGUGGAAUGUUCGCGAUAGUGUUAUCGCCUUUUUGUCAAUUUCAUCCAACUCUUGAAAUAUUGUAGUCAUAUUAUAAUCGAAAA